Erigeron canadensis is the source of this 1731-nucleotide messenger RNA. RefSeq lists its product as uncharacterized. Bases 1 to 1731 code for a protein of 576 amino acids. The record is from RefSeq and is a predicted model, not a curated record. Gene Ontology annotation, molecular function: nucleic acid binding; RNA-DNA hybrid ribonuclease activity. Lineage: Eukaryota; Viridiplantae; Streptophyta; Magnoliopsida; Asterales; Asteraceae. The transcript has 2 exons.
AUGGUGAUAAAAAGCAGAUGUGAAGAAGACAUGUUCUUAGAUAUUGAAGAGACGUUCAAAACCCUUCGGUCAAUCAACAUGAAGCUGAAUCCCAAAAAAUGUUCUUUCGGGGUAGAAGAAGGCCAAUUCUUGGGCCAUGUGAUCACUAAGGAAGGUUUUAAAGCAGACCCAGAAAAGGUUAAAGAUAUUCAGAAUAUGAAGCCUCCGCAAACCCUUAAGGACGUGCAAAGUCUUAACGGAAAAUUGGCAGCCCUCUACCGUUUUCUUUCAAAGUCCGCGGAUAGAUCGCUUCCUUUCUUCAAAACUUUGAAGGGAUGUUUAGAAAAGCAAUAUUUCAGGUGGACGGAAGAGGCCCAAAAAGCGUUUGAAGAUCUCAAAGAAUACUUGUGCCAUUUACCUAUGAUUACAGCCCCAACCCUAGGGGAAACGCUGCAGAUAUACUUAGCUGUGUCAGAAGAAACUGUCAGUGCAGUACUGGUGACAAAUAAAAAAGAAGCAAGAAGGUUGAGAAGAUACUUUCAAGCGCAUCCUAUUCAAGUGCUAACAGACAAACCAAUUAAGCAAGUGCUAACAAGACCAGAAGUUUCAGGAAGGUUAGCCAAAUGGGCAAUCGAACUAGGGGAACAUGAAAUUGAGUUCCGGCCAAGGAGUUCAGUGAAAGGCCAAAUAUUAGCAGACUUUCUAGCUGAAGUACCCAAAGAAGAACCAAAAGGCAAGAGAAAAGCUACACCUGAGCAAAACCCCGAAGACAAGCAAGAUGUAUCCCCAGAAACUUGGAAGCUUUUCACCGAUGGAGCCUCCAGUGCAGAUGCAUCAGGAGCUGGUCUAAUCUUAACAAAUCCGGAAGGUCAAGAAUUUACUUAUGCUCUACGCUUCAACUUCAAAGCCUCCAAUAAUGUAGCCGAAUAUGAAGCCCUACUAGCAGGAUUAAGGAUUGCCAAGGAAAUGAAGGUACAACACCUACAUGCUUGUGUUGAUUCACAGAUAGUCGCGUUCCAAGUGGAUGGAACAUAUGAGGCUAAGGAGCCAACCAUGAAGAAGUACCUGGAAAAAGUCAGAGAAAUCAGGAAGCAAUUCAAGAGCUUCCGGAUUGAGAACAUUAGCAGAAAUAGAAACAAGAUAGCGGACGCACUGAGCAAACUUGCAUCAACUUCUUUUGCCCAUCUAACAAAAGAAGUCCUUGUAGAAACCCUGCAAAAAAGUUCCAUAGAAGAAGAGAUAACGGUGGCCCCAAUAGAAGAAGAGGGAGUCACAUGGAUGACACCAAUAAUCGAUUACUUAACAAGCGGGUUACUACCGGCUGACAAGGAUGAGGCAAGGAAGAUAAAAAUCAAAGCUCCGCAAUAUGUUUUAAGAGAGGAAGGCUUGUACAGAAAAUCUUAUUUAGGACCACUAUUAAGAUGUAUGGGACCAAGGCAAGCACAAGAAGUUAUCAGAGAAGUUCAUUAUGGAUCAUGCGGCGCACACGCUGGCCCCAGGAUGGUAGUAGCAAAGAUCACCAAGAUGGGAUAUUACUGGCCCUCCAUGUACAACGAUACCUUGCGGGAAAUCCAAAACUGUUAUUCUUGUCAAAUACACGCAACAGUCCCAAAGCUGCCCAAGAGUGAGCUCAUACCAGUAACAUCGGCUUGGCCCUUCUCCAAGUGGGGCAUCAACAUUGUCGGCCCUUUUCCAAAAGCACAAGGAAAAGUCAAGUUCCUGGUGGUUGCAGUAGACUAUUUUACAAAGUGA